Chlorocebus sabaeus (green monkey) is the source of this 595-nucleotide messenger RNA. RefSeq names its product small ribosomal subunit protein eS10-like. Gene Ontology annotation, molecular function: RNA binding; structural constituent of ribosome. Gene Ontology annotation, cellular component: cytosolic small ribosomal subunit. NCBI's taxonomy places the organism in Eukaryota, Metazoa, Chordata, Mammalia, Primates, Cercopithecidae. The record is from RefSeq and is a predicted model, not a curated record.
CCCCGGACCCUGCAGCCGCCGAGAUGUUGAUGCCUAAGAAGAACCGGAUUGCCAUUUACGAACUCCUUUUUAAGGAGGGAGUCAUGGUGGCCAAGAAGGAUGUCCACAUGCCUAAGCACCCGGAGCUGGCAGACAAGAAUGUGCCCAACCUUCAUGUCAUGAAGGCCAUGCAGUCUCUCAAGUCCCGAGGCGACGUGAAGGAACAGUUUGCCUGGAGACAUUUCUACUGGUACCUUACCAAUGAGGGUAUCCAGUAUCUCCGUGAUUACCUUCAUCUGCCCCCGGAGAUUGUGCUUGCCACCCUACGCCGUAGCCGUCCAGAAACUGGCAGGCCUCGGCCUAAAGGUCUGGAGGGUGAGCGACCUGCGAGACUCACAAGAGGGGAAGCUGACAGAGAUACCUACAGGCGGAGUGCUGUACCACCUGGUGCUGACAAGAAAGCCGAGGCUGGGGCUGGGUCAGCAACCGAAUUCCAGUUUAGAGGCGGAUUUGGUCGUGGACGUGGUCAGCCACCUCAGUAAAAUUGAAGAGGAUUAUUUUGCAUUGAAUAAACUUACAGCUAAAAAACCUUAAAAAAAAAAAAGAAAAAAAAAAA